Messenger RNA from Biomphalaria glabrata, 819 nucleotides. RefSeq lists its product as uncharacterized. The coding region runs from base 1 to 819 and encodes 272 amino acids. NCBI's taxonomy places the organism in Eukaryota, Metazoa, Mollusca, Gastropoda, Planorbidae. The record is from RefSeq and is a predicted model, not a curated record. The transcript is spliced from 3 exons.
AUGUUCUCCAACCUAUGUCCCCUGAGCUAUGACAGGUUCUCCAACCUAUGUCCCCUGAGCUAUGACAGGUUCUCCAACCUAUGUCCCCUGAGCUAUGACAGGUUCUCCAACCUAUGUCUCCUGAGCUAUGACAGGUUCUCCAACCUAUGUCCCCUGAGCUAUGACAGGUUCUCCAACCUAUGUCCCCUGAGCUAUGACAGGUUCUCCAACCUAUGUCUCCUGAGCUAUGACAGGUUCUCCAACCUAUGUCCCCUGAGCUAUGACAGGUUCUACAACCCAUGUCCCCUGAGCUAUGACAGGUUCUCCAACCUAUGUCCCCUGAGCUAUGACAGGUUCUCCAACCUAUGUCCCCUGAGCUAUGACAGGUUCUCCAACCUAUGUCCCCUGAGCUAUGACAGGUUCUCCAACCUAUGUCCCCUGAGCUAUGACAGGUUCUCCAACCUAUGUCUCCUGAGCUAUGACAGGUUCUCCAACCUAUGUCCCCUGAGCUAUGACUGGUUCUCCAACCUAUGUCCCCUGAGCUAUGACAGGUUCUCCAACCUAUGUCUCCUGAGCUAUGACAGGUUCUACAACCCAUGUUCCCUGAGCUAUGACAGGUUCUCCAACCUAUGUCCCCUGAGCUAUGACAGGUUCUCCAACCUAUGUCCCCUGAGCUAUGACAGGUUCUCCAACCUAUGUCCCCUGAGCUAUGACAGGUUCUCCAACCUAUGUCCCCUGAGCUAUGACAGGUUCUCCAACCUAUGUCUCCUGAGCUAUGACAGGUUCUCCAACCUAUGCCCACUGAGCUAUGACAGGUUCAAGUACUGUUCAAUAUUUUAA